Molecule: messenger RNA, 4899 nt
Organism: Zootermopsis nevadensis
Lineage: Eukaryota; Metazoa; Arthropoda; Insecta; Blattodea; Termopsidae
Source: RefSeq, a predicted model, not a curated record
GCAACCCCUAACCUGGAAGAUGAGGCUUUAUCAACUCUCCUAAUUGCAGCAAAUCUCCAUAUCUGGAAACCUACUCCUGAAACCUGAGGAUGUUUUGUGCCAUGGUGACAUGGGUGCGGAGGAGUAUAUUUGUACCUAAGAGGGAUGAAGUGACAGGAAGCUGGAGAGAAAUAUUAAGAUGAUUGAAUCAAGGACCAGAGCAUGUGGUGUGCGUGGGAGAGAUGAGAAAUUAAUUCAAAAUUUUUGUUGGAAAGGCUGAAUGGAGGAGAGCACAUACAAGACCUGUUUAAAAUUAAUCUUGACAGAAAUAGGUUUUGGCAGGUGUAGAUUGGAUUCAUCUGGUAGGGUUCUUUUACUGCGUAGAAAGUUGUGAACAAGGCAGUGCAUAGAGGUUAUGGCAUAGAAGAAUCUGACUUAUGUGGCGUUAUUAUUGUGAGGGUAGUUACAUCAAGAAGAUUGUAGUAAACAAGAAAUGUGAUGUCUAAGUGGGGAAGCCAUCUGGAAGACCAUGUAGUAUGUGGGAUUUUAAGAAAGUAGGUUAUGAGAAUGAAAAUUGAACUGUGUUGGUUUUUGGUAGGAUGUAAUGGACAGCUUUAAGAACAAUGUUUAUUUUACAGGUCUUUUUUGGGAUAGGCAAUAUCUAGCCAGUUCUAAUUUAGAUAUGUCACUGGUGCCUAGUAAAAAUAACUAUUUUCUUUGGUGGAUAUUGAUACAACAGAUUGCCAACCCACUGCACAUGUGUUGACAUUAACGCCCGUAAUGAUGUUGGUAUUAUGCAUUAUAAGAUUUUUAGUUUAUUCCAAAGAGGACACAUUUAUAAUUCUAUUAAGUGUUCUUUCGCUCUACAGUUGGCGAAGAAUACCUUUAGGUCCCUUUCAUUCCUAAAGCAUUUGCCAGCAGUCUCGUGCUCCCUUCCAUCGGUUAAAUUAUUAACUAUUUAUUGUGCCAUAUAAGUUAAAAUCAUUUUACAAGAUUCUCUGAGAUGAUGCCUUUCAUGACUUCAUCGGCCCCGAAGUCCAGCUAAAUGUAGGCGUUUUUGUUCUGUGAGUUCUGCGAGUCUCUGCUCAUCAUGAAAUUCUAACACCAGAUGGCGCGAAAGCUGUUUGGAUUACAUAUAUGGAAAGAUAUGAAACGAAAAUCUAUGAUUUGAAUCGUGCAGUAUUCUGUUGUAAGCUGACACAAUGGUUCGCUAUGCAGUUCUUAAAGGUUUUUAUGAACUUGAGAAAACUAUUGGCUGUGGUGGUUUUGCAAAAGUGAAGUUGGCAAUGCAUACAUUGACAGGAGAAAAGGUGGCAAUAAAAAUCAUGGAAAAGGCUCAUCUGGGUGAUGAUUUACCCAGGGUGGAACUAGAGACAAAAGCAUUAAAGAAUUUGAGUCAUCAACAUAUUUGCAAGCUGUUCCAGUUGAUUGAAACCGAUACACAUUAUUUUAUUGUGCUAGAAUACUGUUCGGGUGGAGAGUUGUUUGACCACAUAGUGGAAAGAAACAGAUUGGGCGAGGGAGAAUCCAGAUCUUUUUUCCGACAGAUUGUGUCUGCUGUCGCAUAUCUUCACAAUAUAGGUUAUGCACACCGAGACCUGAAACCUGAGAAUGUGUUGUUAGACAAGGAACAUGUUGUGAAGCUUAUUGACUUUGGUCUUUGUGCUAAGCCAAAGGGUGGAAUGGACUCUCACCUUUCCACAUCAUGUGGUUCACCUACAUAUGCAGCUCCUGAACUGGUUGUAGGAAAACGUUACCUAGGUUCUGAAGUUGACAUAUGGAGUAUGGGGGUCUUGCUCUAUGCUUUGCUGUGCGGCUGCUUGCCAUUUGAUGACAAUAAUAUAGACACUCUCUAUCGAAAAAUCAUUAGUGGAAGAUAUGAUGAACCAGAGUGGCUAUCUGUUGGCAGCAAGAGACUGAUAAAGUCAAUGUUGCAGGUUGAUCCCAAAAAGCGUAUUACUGUUGAUAAACUUGUUUGUCAUCCGUGGGUGACGCUUGGGUAUGAUGGACCAGUCAAUAAAGACAGUGUAUACGAUUUACAUGUGAGGGAUGAGGAAUGUCUGAAUGUGAUGUCACAAUAUUAUGGAAUGUCUUCAAGUGAACUGUGGCUACGACUUAGUUCUUGGAAAUAUGAUUAUGAUACUGCGACAUACCUGCUGUUAAUGACCAGGAAGAAACGUGGAUUACCUGUGAGGCUCGUUACUUCAUCUCAUCAUCCCUUCAUAUCGAGGCUUACUAUUGAAAGAAUGCUCAAAUCAGAGAAUAUUCCGAAUGGAAGAAAUAAGCAGGAAGACUUGUCACCGUUGCCAGCUCAGAAACAAACAAAUGAAACAUAUUUGGUUUUGACUGGAAAAGAAUCAACACCAGAUAGACGCGAAUGUAGUCCUGUAAUCCAAAUCAAGAAACCAGGGGAGGGAAAAGAAAACGAGCGUGACGCGAGGGCUGGCGCACCUAAUCGGAGGUCUGUCAAACGGUUCAGGAGUCCAGGUCUUCAUGAUGCUGCAUCUCCUGUGCCGACAAAAGUCUCGUCCCGUCAAGGAGCCGAUAGGAGGAACCGGCCGUCUACACCUGUUUCAUCGUCUACUGGAACUGAAGGCACCGAAACUCCAAACGAACCCCCGCUUUCUGCCCGCAAAGUCCUCGGUAGCAUCGAACGGGGUUUGAACAGGGUCCGCCAUGUUCUGACGCCACGGCGCCGAGCUGUAGCCACUGCUAACCGACCUGCAAUGCUCGGAACCAAGGGACUGUGCAAUGUCUCGACAACUUCCAGUAACAACCCCGAGCAGGUGCUGAUAGAACUUCGACGAGCCCUUGUCAGCAAGGGGAUUUCGUGCAAGCAGAAGGGAUUUACAUUGCGUGGGAAAGUGGAACAAGUGGCAGAUGGAUCCGUUAGUCAGAAGGGCACAGAUAAAAUUUACAACUGCAAGUUGACCUUCGAACUGGAGGUUUGCUUGAUUCCAGUUGGUUCUGGGUGUUCGUCUCUUCAGCAGCCCAUGGUAGGCAUCUUGCGCAAGAGACUCAAUGGUGACACAUGGUGCUACAAGAAAGUCUGCGAGGAAAUCCUUGCCCUGGCUGCCAUGGAUCUCUGACGCUCGUUCUCGAAGCUUAAUUUAAUUAAACCCUUCGAAUGUAUAACUUAAAAUGUUUGGUGUUUUUGUAGGGAAGAAAUGUAUUUUUACUACCAUUCAGCUUGUCUUCUUAAUUUUAUUAUCAUCACUCAUCUUGAAAUUAUGCCUUUAAAAUGCCCUCUUUUGGCAUUUUUUAAGUAACAAGAUCUUGCUUUGGAAAGGGGGACGGAAAGACGUUUUUAGAUUUUACAUUUAUCGUAAAUUUAUGGGUGAAGGUUUGAAUUCAUCGGCUUUUCUUAACACAGUCCUGCAUGCUAGUAUAACGGUCUCCUAAAAUUUUAAGAUUAGUCACAUUUAAAUUAAAAUUUGUAACCUUGGAAAAUUUCUUUGCUGGCUAAUGUUCAAUAGUAAUCGAUUUUUAAAUAUAACAGUAAAAGUAACAUUACUUAAAUUGAAGCUUGUAAUAUUUCAGGAGUAAGAAAAAUGAAAAAAAAAAUACAACUUUACUUAAUAAUCGUGUUUAAUGCGAGUAUUUGAAGUUACUUAAGAAAGAAAUUUGGUAUAUUCAGAUAAUUUGGAUUUGGCCAUUUAUGAAAAUUUGUACUUCCAUUAAAUCAGCGGAAUAUGUCUUCAGGUACUUCCAUAAGGGCUUUGACUGUUCAAGUGUCAUUAAAUGAAAACCAGCAAAAUUAAAAAAUAACUCAUGAUGAGGUUGUAAAUUACGUAGAAGGAAGAUUUGUAGGUGCACCUGAAAGGGAUGAGGUAGCAAAGGUGAGUAGGGUCUAGGAUACUGAGACGUGGAAGAAAUUGAGAAGUAAUGAGAGACAGGGGAUGAUUUGAAGGUACAAAAGGGGUGGAGGAUGAAUUUACUUAAUUCUACUGUUCUCUUUCCUAGGAAGUUAAUAAUCCAGAGGUGGAAUGAUUACCAUAAGAAACUUCUGGGAGACACCUAACUUGUCUCGCUGUUACGUGGAUGGAAUACGAUUGGUUUAUGAUGUUUGUAGUUUCACAAAGAUGUGAAGAUUAUCCACUUUUUAAAAUUACGUAAUUCGUCUUCAUUCUUGCAUUAGAAUCAUAAUUAAGUUGCAAGGUUGUUGUCACAAAAAUUAUUUUUUCUUUCGUUGUGUUUCGUAAUUUAUUUUGUAUAAAGGCUGUGACCGAAAUGAGACCACAUUCUUAAAUUAGUGGAGAUGAUAAAGGGUUUUAAAUAUUUUCUAAAUUGUCUGUGUUCAAAUCCACGUUCUUUCAAAUUCCAUUCGUUGUUACAGAAUUUUAACAGCAUUUUGCGUGUGUUAUGACUGAGUUCCGUGUUCGUUGCUGAAAACUUCCAGCGAAUAAAAUAGCGUUUUCUUAUCCAACUUAUAUUUUAAUGUAAUUGAUGAUUUACAAUGUGCAAGUAUCACAGAUUUAUGUUGAUGGCACACAGUGUUAUAUGUAAUUUGCCUGUGCCUGAUUUAUAUAUUCAUCUCCUUAAAAUUUAAAACAUUUUCCACUUUUGACAUUUACGAUGCUGUAGGGAUUUUUUUUAUAGAACUUAAUUCAUCAUGAGAGAAUGAGAGUAAUUUUACAGCAAUGAUCCAACUGUUUGAACGUGGUCUAAUGGGGGCACAGUCCAAAAUACAAAUCCCUUUGCUUUUUAAGCUAAAGAUAAAUAUUUGCUCCUCUCUAAUGUGAUAUAGAGCAGAAUUAAAAAUUCUGAUAUCUGUUGGAUACUUUUUCGCUAAAGAUAUAACAUUUUUGUAAUAGGUAGUUUGAGUUUGUGAUUGUCUUAAUUUCUGCUUAACGAUUCAGACUAUGGUUUUGUAUUGUGUGCUGUUUAGUUUUUGAAAGAUAAAUUCUGUACACGUUGUAA